AUGCAUGGGGUCGCGGCUGCACCCGCACCGCGCGCGUUGCAGGUCAAGGGUCCCGCCGACCUCACCGUCACAACCCUCCCCGACCCCGUCCCCGCCGCCACAAACUUCUUCGACCUCCUCCAAAUCCGAGGCAAAUACCAGCACCAACCGCCCUUCGCCUGGAUCUCCGGCAUGGGGUUCGCCGGCGGCGCCUACGCAACGCUCGCCACCGCGAAAGAGGACGUCCUCCACGCCGUGCUCGUGCAUGCGGGGGCCGGGGGCGUCGGGUUGGCCGCGGCGGGGACGGCGGCGAAGUCGGACGUGUGUAGAAGGUUUGGGGCGGACCAUGGCGUGGAUUAUGGGAGCGCGAGGGUGCUGGAGCUGACGGGGGGGAGGGGCGUGGAUGUGGUGUUUGAUCCGGUGGGGAUGGUGGAGGCGUCGUUGAAGUGUGUGGCGUGGAAUGGGCGGGUGCUUGUGGCGGGGUCUGCGGGGGGGGGGGGGCGUGAUUGA
Messenger RNA from Morchella sextelata, 489 nucleotides. RefSeq lists its product as uncharacterized. The coding region runs from base 1 to 489 and encodes 162 amino acids. The record is from RefSeq and is a predicted model, not a curated record. Gene Ontology annotation, molecular function: oxidoreductase activity. The transcript is spliced from 5 exons. Lineage: Eukaryota; Fungi; Ascomycota; Pezizomycetes; Pezizales; Morchellaceae. Gene Ontology annotation, cellular component: mitochondrion.